AUGGAGAAAAAGGAUCAACCAUUAAAAUCUCGACGUCGGUCUCCCUAUCAUGUGAUUCAACUAAGCAAAUUUAAAUUCUGUGUAAUUAUAUUUGUCUAUCACAUCUUAUACGACUUUAUACCAAAUUUAUUAGCCAUGGCACAAAUUCCACAAAUUCAAACUUUCGGCGGUUGUGUCAUUGUUCUCAUUAUUGUACUUACUUUUAUGAUACUCUAUUUUUUCGGUAUUAUUUAUUCAACUGCUGAUAGCUCAAAAGUAAUUGUGCUUCCGUAUGUACUUUAUCGAACAGUAGGACCUAUUGCUGGUCUGAUAUGUGCAAUGGUUAUUUACAAUACCGAUGCUAAUACACCGUCUUUGUGUUCAGAUUCAUCAAUUCCAUUUAUGGGUUUUACAUCGAGUCAAGUGUCGACGUUAUGUGUUAUUAGAAAGACAGCAUUUUUUCAAGGCGCUAUUAUUUAUUGGAUUAGUUCUCUUAACUUAUUAACACAUCUCCUUGCUGCUGUUCUUGUGCUUACAGUUUUUGUUAUGUCGUUUCGUCUUCAACGAGCAAGACGUGAAGAAAAUAUAAUGUCAUGUUUCAGAAGUACAAAGUAA
This is a messenger RNA of Didymodactylos carnosus, 594 nucleotides long. Lineage: Eukaryota; Metazoa; Rotifera; Eurotatoria; Philodinida; Philodinidae. The record is from the annotation of a GenBank genome assembly.